Messenger RNA from Liolophura sinensis, 1046 nucleotides. RefSeq names its product N-alpha-acetyltransferase 20-like. Bases 112 to 633 code for a protein of 173 amino acids. Gene Ontology annotation, biological process: N-terminal peptidyl-methionine acetylation. Gene Ontology annotation, cellular component: NatB complex. Gene Ontology annotation, molecular function: protein-N-terminal amino-acid acetyltransferase activity. NCBI's taxonomy places the organism in Eukaryota, Metazoa, Mollusca, Polyplacophora, Chitonida, Chitonidae. The transcript is spliced from 6 exons. The record is from RefSeq and is a predicted model, not a curated record.
AAACAAAAGAUGGCGACUCUUGGAAGAGUCAAGCGGGCGACGUAGGACAGCACAGUUCUCGAUGCUAUGCCCUGGCCACAAUUUCAAAUGUCCUGUGGAAAGUGAAGGACAAUGACGACGAUUCGGCCAUUCACUUGUGAUGAUCUGUUCAAAUUUAACAAUGUAAACUUGGAUCCCCUGACGGAGACUUAUGGACUACCAUUCUAUCUUCAGUACUUAGCCCACUGGCCUGAGUACUUCCAGAUUGCUGAGUCUCCAACAGGGGAAGUCAUGGGCUACAUAAUGGGAAAAGCUGAAGGUCAUAAUGAGUUAUGGCAUGGCCAUGUGACAGCCUUGACAGUGGCCCCAGAAUACCGCAGACUGGGACUUGCAGCCAAACUGAUGAACAGCCUUGAGGAGAUAUCAGAGAGGAAGCAUUGUUACUUUGUGGACCUGUUUGUGCGUGUCUCUAACGAGGUAGCUGUCGAGAUGUACCGUGGGCUGGGCUACACGGUCUACAGGAGGGUCAUCGAAUACUACUCUGGGGGAGUUGACGAGGAUGCUUUUGAUAUGAGGAAGGCGCUUUCACGUGACAAAGAGAAGAAAUCAGUGAUACCGUUGCCUCAUCCUGUUCGACCGGAAGAGUUGGAAUAACUAUGACUCCGAUGGAUUACUAUAGGAACCAAACCAACAACAUGCUGAUGCUUGGAGUUUUAGUGUUUGCCAUUUCUGUUUUUGUUCUAACGCUGACGAUCAUCUUUCAGUCUGUAAGUGUAAAAUACCCACCACGUCGAUCCCUGUCAGACUUGUAGUGGAACCAAGCAACCAUCGAAUCAAAGAGUAGUAACUAUCCUGUCAUCGCUUAAAUCUUUAGGAGUUAUCUCCCUUGAAAUUUGUACUGGUUGCCUUAUUCUGCCAAACCCCUCAAGUUACGAGUCGCUUGCAAACAGUGGUACUUUUAAAAAAUAAUGUAUGAAACCAUAGUGUCCAUCGGAGUAUAAACAUUGUGUUAGGGAAUGAGUUCUUUGUAUUUUGUGGGAAAUGAAAUAAAAUUCACAUUUUCUAUU